Chrysoperla carnea is the source of this 2150-nucleotide messenger RNA. Its product is annotated as protein PTCD3 homolog, mitochondrial. Gene Ontology annotation, molecular function: rRNA binding; ribosomal small subunit binding; protein binding. The record is from RefSeq and is a predicted model, not a curated record. The coding region runs from base 124 to 2115 and encodes 663 amino acids. Gene Ontology annotation, biological process: mitochondrial translation. The transcript is spliced from 5 exons. Gene Ontology annotation, cellular component: mitochondrion. Lineage: Eukaryota; Metazoa; Arthropoda; Insecta; Neuroptera; Chrysopidae.
AAUAUUGACACAUGGUCCCCUCUAGAUUUGACUCGAUAGUCGAUACCAGGGAAAUUUUCUUUGAUAACCUUAAAAAAAAAGAUAAUAUUUCAAUUAAUAAUUUAUUAAUAAUUAUAUUAAAAUAUGAGUUGUAAAGCCACAGCAUUUUUACGAUAUCAAAUCCACAAAUUUCAUUACUCUCUUCGAAUACAAUCUUGUCAAAACUAUUCAACAAGUACAGCAGAAAAAAUUAUAAUUCCACCGCGAAUCGAACGUAACUCAACAGAUAUCUUACGAGCAUUAGCAUCUACAAUUAAAACAGAUCCAACAGCAGCACACUUUAAAUACCAUGACGAUCCAUAUCUCAUACCAAAAUCAAACAUGGGCAAACGAACAUUUGCUAUGGCACAAGAAGCUGGACGCAAAGCAGCCAUAUGGAUACGACAACAACAUCCAGAUUUGUUUCAACAGACUUUAUCCGAUCCACCAAUAAAAGCGUUUUUACCUCAACAAGUGUUUAAUGAACAGAGUACUGUAAACGAGGAUAUUUUAAAGGAAGUCAUCGAAAAUGUUCAAGUAUCCGAUGCAUGUACGGUUUAUAAUUUAUUAACUAGUCAAAAUGUAGAAAUUAGUCGUGAAACGAAACAAUCGUUACUUGAAUUGUUGUGUUUUUAUAAUUGUGAGGAUCCUUUGGGUGAAGAAUUCAUUGAAGAACGAUGGUUUUCACAGGAAAAUCGAGGAAAAGAACGUCAACGGAAAACUUGGAAGGAUAAUUCGUUGGCGGAACAAUUAUUUAUAUCACUGGAUCCACCAGAUUCCGCUUCAUAUUCAGCAAUAAUUCAAGGAAUGGCAAAAUAUUGUCAAGUUGAAAAGGCAUGGAAAUAUUUUGAAGAAUCACAAGCAAAAAAUAUUCCUAUCACUUGUGAAGCGUAUAAUAAUUUAAUACGCGUUGCAAAUUUUAUGCGUGAAGGUUACGAUUUACGUUGGAAACUUGUACAAGAGUUAUUAACAAAUAUGAAACAACAGGAAAUCCAACCAAAUUUGGAUACAUUAAAUGCUGUUUUGGAUACGAUUAGUAGUUUUGCAGGAGCAAAACAAGCAAAAAAUUACAUAUUGAGUACAUUAGCAGAAUUUAAAAAUUUAGGUGUAGAGCCAUCGUUAGCUUCAUGGUAUUACAUUCUUAGCACGCUAUGUCGUGAUCGUGGGGCUAAAAGUGGUGUUUUAUAUGAUAUAAUGAAUAAUAUUGAAAAUAAAGAGUUCCAAAUUCGUGAUAUUAAAGAUACAUCAUUCUUUGUGACUGCAAUGGAAGUUUGUCGUAAUCAUUUACAAGAUAUUGAUUUAGCAAGACGGGUAGAUCAAUUACUUCAUACUGGCAAUAAUUACGAUUUAAUCGGAGAUUCAUAUAAAGAAUCCGUUUAUUACCGUCACUAUUUUGCUUUAAUGUGUAAAACGGAACCAUUAGAAGUAUUUAUGGAGUUUUAUGAUCGUUUAGUACCAAAUAUUUACACUCCUGAACCUGGCGUUAUGAUUGAAGUUUUACGUGCAAUUGAACUAAACGGUGCCAUCGAGAUAUUACCACGUAUAUGGUCCGAUAUGAUUAUGUUUGAUCAUACCGAUCGUGAAAAUUUAUUAGUUCUAGUUUUAAGUAUAAUUGUACAAUUUGAGGGUAUCGUCGAAGAUUUAGAAAAACGUGUACAAUUAUUAAAUAUCACUUGGGAUAUUUAUACGCGCAUUAAUGAACAAUCUGAAACGAAAAAUAAUCGUAUUAAUUUCACUGGAGAAAUUCUUAGUAAUAUUUUAACAAUGUGUGUACGUGAAAAAGAUUUUGAAAAAGCUUCUGAAGUUAUUAAUAAAAUUGAGAAUGACACGAAUAUUAUUGGACAACCGAAUUUUACUGCAUUGGAAUCAUUUGUACAGUUAUGCAUUGAUGAAAAACAACCAACAAAAGCUAUUUCAGUGGUACAAUAUUGUGUGGAUGCUGGUUUUACUGAAGCUGGACUUUUAGCACGACAUAUUGUUCAAUCUAUGACGUUAGAUGAAAGUUAUGUUAAUCGAUUAAUUAACAUUGUUGGUAAAGAUGUUUUACAAAUUAGUCAAUCUGGAGUAGAAGGCGCUAAAAAAUCGGAAACUGUGUAACAUUUUUUAAAGAAUAAAUUAUUAGAGAUUUUUUA